This is a messenger RNA of Trichechus manatus latirostris (Florida manatee), 3076 nucleotides long. RefSeq names its product forkhead box N3 (gene FOXN3). Bases 339 to 1805 code for a protein of 488 amino acids. Gene Ontology annotation, molecular function: cis-regulatory region sequence-specific DNA binding; DNA-binding transcription factor activity. Gene Ontology annotation, biological process: regulation of DNA-templated transcription. The record is from RefSeq and is a predicted model, not a curated record. The transcript is spliced from 8 exons. NCBI's taxonomy places the organism in Eukaryota, Metazoa, Chordata, Mammalia, Sirenia, Trichechidae. Gene Ontology annotation, cellular component: nucleus.
CUGCCUCCUAAUCUGCUGCUCGGGUGCAGCAUUGUCAUGAAGAGCCCUUGGCGUGCAGGCUGCUGCAUUUUGGGGCACCCUUUGAUUUUUUUUAAGGUGCCGGUCCCGGUAUUUCCACCUAGUUUCAGAUUGAUUUAUAGCCUGCAGUCCCGAGUGGGGAAGACCCAGCGAUGGCAAGUCGCUUAUUUUCAUUAGUUUUGGCUCAAAACCGCUAGAAGCAUCAUCUGCCAGCAGUCUUCAGUUCUCGUGGUGAUGGAGGCCCCUCUGUCCUUUCUGUGACUGGAGCAAUGCUGACCUCGGUUUCCUGGACCCAUUCUGACUCAGGAGCCUUCACGUAAAUGGGUCCAGUCAUGCCUCCCAGUAAGAAGCCAGAAAGCUCAGGAAUUAGUGUCUCCAGUGGACUGAGUCCAUGUUACCGGGGUAGCUCUUUGUCCAAGGCUCUUCAGGAAGACGAUGACCUCGACUUUCCUUUGCCUGAUAUCCGAUUAGAAGAGGGGGCCAUGGAAGAUGAAGAGCUGACCAACCUGAACUGGCUGCACGAGAGCAAGAACCUGCUGAAGAGCUUCGGGGAGUCGGUCCUCAGGAGCGUCAGCCCCGUCCAGGACCUGGACGAUGACACCCCUCCAUCCCCUGCCCACUCGGACAUGCCCUAUGAUGCCAGGCAGAACCCCAACUGUAAACCCCCCUAUUCCUUUAGCUGCCUCAUAUUUAUGGCCAUCGAGGACUCCCCGACGAAGCGCCUGCCAGUGAAGGAAAUCUACAACUGGAUCUUGGAACAUUUUCCAUACUUUGCAAAUGCACCUACUGGGUGGAAAAACUCAGUGAGACAUAAUUUGUCAUUGAAUAAGUGUUUUAAGAAAGUGGACAAAGAGAGGAGUCAGAGUAUUGGGAAAGGGUCAUUGUGGUGCAUAGACCCAGAGUAUAGACAAAAUCUAAUUCAGGCUUUGAAAAAGACACCUUACCACCCAUACUCACACGUGUUCAAUACACCUCCAACCUCUCCUCAGGCAUAUCAAAGCACAUCAGGUCCACCCAUCUGGCCGGGCAGCACCUUCUUUAAGAGAAACGGAGCCCUUCUGCAAGAUCCUGACAUUGAUGCUGCCACUGCCAUGAUGCUUUUGAAUACUCCCCCUGAGAUACAAGCAGGUUUUCCUCCAGGAGUGAUCCAGAAUGGAGCACGGGUUCUGAGCCGAGGGAUGUUUCCCGGCGUCCGGCCGUUGCCAAUCACUCCCAUUGGAAUGACAGCAGCCAUGAGGAACGGCAUCACCAGCUGCCGGAUGCGGACUGAGAGCGAGCCGUCGUGCGGCUCCCCAGUGGUCAGCGGCGACCCCAAGGAGGAUCACAACUACAGCAGUGCCAAAUCCUCCAAUGCCCGGAGCUCCUCCCCAGCCAGCGACUCCAUCUCCUCCUCCUCGGCCGACGACCACUACGAGUUCGCCACCAAGGGCAGCCAGGAGGGCAGCGAAGGCAGCGAGGGGAGCUUCCAAAGCCAUGAGAGCCACAGCGACACGGAGGAGGACGACAGGAAACACAGCCAGAAGGAGGCCAAGGAUGCCCUGGGAGACAGCGGCUACGCGUCCCAGCACAGGAAGCGGCAGCACCUGGCCAAGGCGAGGAAGGUCGCCAGCGACACGCUGCCCCUCAAGAAGAGACGCACGGAAAAGCCGCCUGAGAGCGACGACGAGGAGGUGAAGGAGGCGGCGGGGUCGCUCCUGCACUUGGCGGGGAUCCGGUCCUGUCUGAAUAACAUCACCAAUCGGACGGCAAAGGGGCAGAAAGAGCAAAAGGAAACCCCAAAAAAUUAAAAACAAGUCACCGAUUUGUUUUGAACUUCCGGCCAUUUGGUUUCAGCAUGUCAGGAGAUUUCUAAUGAUUUGUGGCAAUAUCAGCAAUUUAUUAAUUUUUUUUUUUUCUUUCUUGGUUUGGUUUUCUUUUCUUUCUUUUUUUUUUUUUUUUAAUUUGCCCCUCUCCUUUGUUUUUGGACCCUUAAGAAUUUUAUUUUUAAAGGAGAUUGAAGCCAUAGAACUCAUAUUGACACUCAGCUGUUUUACAAAAAGCUUUUCAUUCUCUGAAGACAAAACCGAAAAAGCCAAAAUGACCGUUGCUUCCUCCAGCUUGUCAGAAACACGUGGCUGAACCCGCAGGGAUGUCACCAUUAAUGCCACGGGAGACACAUCAGCACCUAGAAGGCACGUGUGGAAGGUAGUCAUUGUUCAGGCCCAACCCUUAGGUUUAAAACGUCCCUGAGUGAAUGUGCAGGAAGUGACUGGGAGCAGGAGAAGCCCCUUGUCCCCCUAGGAGCAGGCCCCAGCUAGUGGCACUAGGCGUCAAAUUGUGCCAGGAAGGCCUUUGGUCGGGAGUCGGCCGCCAGUCCCCUGUGCUUCUUACGAGGUGGACACUGGACUGUUGAUACGCGUCAGGUGUCAGCAAGUCAUGAGAAGAAAACGGGGUAAAUUUUUAGUGAUGUUGCUAAUCAUUGAAUUCUGUUCUAUAUUAAGAAAAUGUUCUAGAAGCCAUAAGCCUGAAGGUUGGCCCUGCACACACACACACACACACACAAGCACGCACACACAUGAGAGAGAAAACUGAUGCAGAAAACAAGCUAUGUCUUCUUAACUGCCCAAGUGAAAAGCAAUCAAAUCCAAGAAAUUGUAAUCACUGUUAAGGAAGGAGAUAACGGUGCAGAUAUUUUUCUGUCUAUCAAAAGUAUUUGAUCCAAGUGGGGGGAAAAAAAAAGAAAGAAAAGGAAACAAAAAGCUACAGAACCUGCCAUUAGUAUUAUGGUGUGUUUUUAAAAAGGUUAAAGGCACAUUGAUGGACAAAAAAGGUAAAAUAUGACAAAAAAUAAAUAAAAAUAAACUCCUAUACUGCCCUCAACACGGAGUUCACAAUCAGUGUCAGGCAGGAUUCAUCAUUGUGAAAAUCAGUGAUUUCCACAUUCAGCCAUUGUAGCCAGCAGAAAUUUCUGACCCACAGUGCAUGGAUUCCUUUGAAAAGAAAAAAGAAAAAAAAAAAAUCAGAAAAACACAAACUUUUUUUUUAUUCAGAAAUAACAAAGUUCUUGUAAGGUAAAUAA